GGAGACAAAUUGUUGAAAGCACUGAAGCAGCAUUUUAAUGGAGCAAAAGAAGAAAACAGAAAUAUGGACUCUGAAAAAAGUGCGCCUGCUUCCAUUGAAUCAGAUGAACUGAGCAAUCGGGAGAAAAUUAUGCCUGACUCAGUAUGUUUUAUUACAAAAAGAUGUGGUAAAGAAAAGAAAACAAGAAAAAAGAGGAACUCCAAUGGGGAAACUAAUGCCAGUGAAGAAAAUAUAGGUUUUUCUGCUGAGAAAGAGGAGCAUUCUGAAAUGAAAGAAAACAAAGUGCCUAAGGGUGAGUGUGGAAAGGGACAGAAGGUAUUCCAAAAUGAAGAACCAGUAACUGAAAAGAAAGCUAUUGAGAAUCCAGGGAUGGGUGCUGCUCAGAAAGGACAGCCAGAGAAGACUUCUACUAAAAGAAGACAUGAAUGUGAUACUCAUCGUGCAGGAGGGAAGAUCCCUGUAUCUGUAGGCCGUGCAUCUAGGUCUGGGAAAACAGAAAUGAAAGCUACUACUACACCAAACUUUAAAAAGUUGCAUGAGGCUCAGUUCAAGAAAAUGGAAUCUAUUGUUGACUACACUGAGAGGAAAAAAAAAAGGAAUGAAAACUGCAGCAGUUCUCACAAUGAAGUCAAGAAACAAACCAGUGGCAAAACGUUUUUAUUCAGCCCAAAUCCAGAAAGAGGCAGAUUCUCCGCCACCUGCACCCCUAGUACCCUGCGGCGUUCACCACACAGUGCUCUGAACACUGCCAAUCGGAGUAUUUUAUCUAGGAAAUCUUCAUUUAAUCCUUCUGUCCUUUCAACAGCCAAAAUGAAUGUCAGGUUUUCGGAAGCCACAAAAGAUAAUGAGCAUAAACGCUCUCUUACCAAGACUCCAUCUAGAAUGUCUCCAUACUUGGAGGGGAUUUGUACACCUGACAGCCAAAAGAGCUGCAAACUGAUAAGUCGGAAAAACAGCAAGGGAAAUGCAAGCAAUAAUGAUCUGACUGCAUCAAAGGUUAUGACUCCAUUCAAGUUUGCAGCUCACCCUGCAGAACCCACAAGCACCAAGAAGACAUUUGAUCUCAAAGCAAGUCUCUCAAGGCCGCUUAAUUAUCAGCCACACAAAGGACGACUAAAACCUUGGGGAGAAUUUAAAGAAAACAUAGUCCUAAAAAAGUCUGUCGGUAGCAACGUCUCUUCACAUCAGAAAAAUUACAAACAGCCACCUCUCCAGACAAGGGAAGAAAGGCGUGAGAAACAUGAGCAAGAAAGAAAAAAGAAAAAGGCUCAGACUCUCGGAAACCGCAGAGGACUAUCUGUGUGUUAA
Messenger RNA from Pterocles gutturalis (yellow-throated sandgrouse), 1308 nucleotides. It is a transcript of the gene NUSAP1, whose product is annotated as nucleolar and spindle associated protein 1. The record is from RefSeq and is a predicted model, not a curated record. Lineage: Eukaryota; Metazoa; Chordata; Aves; Pterocliformes; Pteroclidae. The transcript has 10 exons. Gene Ontology annotation, biological process: establishment of mitotic spindle localization; mitotic cytokinesis; mitotic chromosome condensation. Gene Ontology annotation, molecular function: microtubule binding. Gene Ontology annotation, cellular component: nucleolus; microtubule; mitotic spindle. The annotation marks the transcript as partial.